AAAUUUUUCCGUAAGGGAAACUAACGGUAUAAUUACUUAUUAACAUGUUUCGAUACAGAACAUCCAUCUCUUAGAAAAAUUUAGAUUAGAAAAAUUUUCAUUAUGUAGAAAGGUAGAUAUUACAAGCACCAGUUUCCUGUCAAAUAAGCAACAGAGAGAGAAGAUAUUAUUGUUGUUUCGAACGGGGUAGAAUGGAUGGAGAAAGGGUGUCACGAGCUACGGACGAAUCAAUCAUAAAAUUUUUCGUUUGAUUGAAAAUCUGGUAUUAGUCAACAUAUCCGAUUCGAUGUGAUGCGAAACUGUGAUAUCUGUUUAAUUUUUGUGCGACUAUUGCGCAAGCUCGCACACAGCGUGGAUACGAGUGCUGCUGGGAAAACUUGGUUGGUUGUUAAACACACUCGAUACUUGACAAACAAUGGGUCUGUUUGGAAAGGAUAAAACACCUAAAGAUCAGGUACGAGAAUGGAUUUCGAAGCUACGGAAGGAGACAUACCAACUCGAUCGGCAGAUUCGAAAUAUUCAACGCGAGGAGGAAAAGAUCAAGAAAAGUCUCAAGGAGGCUGCAAAAAAGGGCGAUAGAGAUGUUUGCAAUAUUCUAGCAAGAGAAGUGGUCCGAUCGCGCAAAGCCAUUGCUCGAAUACAUGUUUCGAAAACACAAAUCAACUCAGUGAUCAUGGGCAUCAACCAUCAGCUCGCUACCCUUCGUGUUGCUGGAUCGCUGCAGAAGAGCACGGAUGUGAUGAAGUCCAUGCAGUCGCUAGUGAAAGUUCCCGAAGUUGCACAGACGAUGCAAGAACUCUCGAAGGAAAUGAUGAAAGCUGGCAUCAUUGAAGAGAUAAUGCAAGACACAUUAGAUGAAACACUUGAUAACAAUGAGGAAAUGGAGGCAGAGGCCCAGGAGGAAAUUGACAAAGUCAUAUUUGAAGUUACCGCAGGAGCUUUAGACACGGCUCCAGCCGCGGUUCACGGAAAUUUAGAAGAGCCUGCCAGUUCUUCAAAGGAGGAAGAGGAUCUCGCAGCGCUUGGAGAGCGUUUUCAAGCUCUGAAGAGCUAGGGUUUUCAAGGCGUUGUGCCCCUGCACGCCAACUUUGUGUUUGACGAGCUUUGCAAGUGUGUUUACUUUUAAAGAGUUGUAUCUUAUUUUCCUUACACUAGGACCAACGUGUUUGGUAUACAGCAUUGAAGCAUUGAAUACAACGAUGAAGAAGACCGCUAAUGUUUAACUGUAAAAAGAGGGGAUAUAGUACGCCGAGGAUGGUUGCAAAGCAUACGGUUUGGUUGCUUCUGCUUUUCAUAUUUUUGAGCAUGGCACAAGUUGUCUUUUAUUGUUUUUUAAGUUAUUUUAGUGUAAUGUUAUCCCAAGAUCCUAAACUAAGCAAGUUUGUCUAACUGAUUAGAAUCUUUGCAUCAUUGGUCAAGCUCCUGAUGGGAGUUUUGGAAGCUACAUCACAGAUAAUUGGGGUAACUCACUUCUUGAUUUGCGAUGUACAUCGAUUUCUGCCUUUUAAUGAGAUAAUUUCUAAUGUAAUCGUUGAUAAUGAAGAAUAAUCAUAGUGUUUUUUCAAACUAGUUUUUCCAUUACCUGUUUUUAACUGCGGCUCUUUAUGUAGGGUUUUAAUUUAUAACUCGUUGCUUGACGCGACCAGGAGAUGCUCAAGCAGUUUCCGCUCAUCCGUGCCUUACCUUUUUAAACUAUUUCUUUACCAAACCUGACGCUUCACUUAAGGUUUCGGUCUAUAUGUCGUUUGCAUAUUUUCCUCCAGGUAGGCACUCAUCACGUCGAACUCAAAUUAAGAAUAUCGUUUGCUUCUGUCGAUUGCUACACCUUUUAUGCAUGUCCUACGCACUUAUGGAACACGUACACGUUUAACAUGAAAGUUAUUUUUAUAUUGAACGCGUAGUGUUUUUUUCUGCAAACUGUAUAUGGAACUUCGACUGCCAGCGUGUUGCAUAUUUGAUUUGAACCAGUAGAGCUUAGCUGAAGCUGGCCUAUCCCUGGCACAGAUCCUGUCAUCCGCUUUCUCAUAGGACAUUUUGCUGUAUCUAUCUAAUGUGGUUUGCCAAAGCAACCCUACAUGGAAUCUGUUAUAGUUUUUACGAGAAUUCUAAUAAAUCGGUGAUACGACCUGUAACUUAGCGACACAUACUGGGUCUUACACUUGCGGUACCAAUAUUUAUUCUUCUCAUAAAAACGAAUAUUUUCA
Molecule: messenger RNA, 2204 nt
Organism: Varroa destructor (honeybee mite)
Lineage: Eukaryota; Metazoa; Arthropoda; Arachnida; Mesostigmata; Varroidae
Gene: Vps24
Product: vacuolar protein sorting 24
Biological process (GO): vacuolar transport
Source: RefSeq, a predicted model, not a curated record